Messenger RNA from Polistes dominula (European paper wasp), 3400 nucleotides. RefSeq names its product S-adenosylmethionine decarboxylase (gene SamDC). Gene Ontology annotation, cellular component: cytosol. Gene Ontology annotation, molecular function: adenosylmethionine decarboxylase activity. NCBI's taxonomy places the organism in Eukaryota, Metazoa, Arthropoda, Insecta, Hymenoptera, Vespidae. The record is from RefSeq and is a predicted model, not a curated record. Gene Ontology annotation, biological process: spermidine biosynthetic process; spermine biosynthetic process.
CAGUAGUUAAAGUGAGACAGAACUAGAGGAUUAGCACCAACACAGCUUUAAACGCGUUGCUCGACUGGUCGGUCUCUUUCGACUGUUCAGUUAAGUAAAGUUUGCGCUGGAGGUUGUUCGUUUCGUAAGACAUAUUCUCUCACUCACUCUCUCUCUCUCUCUUUCUCGCUAGAAGAAGAGACCAAUAAAAACCGCCACUUCGAAGGAAGGAGAUAGAAUUGAAUUAAGUAAAGAGAAUAUUCAUCGAUUUAAAUAAACGUGCAUGCAUAAGAAUCGUGGUUUUCGUCUCAUCGAAUAACGAGCCGACGAACCAUGGCAUCGUCAAAGAACGACAAUGCGGAAAGCGUGCAAUUCUUCGAAGGCGUAGAGAAGCUACUCGAGAUGUGGUUCACCAGUAAUAACGCUAAAAACAGACAAGUCGGUGAUCUUCGACAAAUUCCUCGGCAAAAAUGGGAAUCACUGCUGAAGAUCGUUCGAUGUGAAAUUAUCAGCUUUUGCCGAAAUGAUCAAAUAGAUGCCUAUGUACUCAGUGAAAGUAGUAUGUUCCUAUCAAAGCGCAGACUUAUCCUGAAGACAUGUGGUACAACAACACCUUUACAAUGUUUGGAACCUCUCCUUAAACUUGUUGAACAAUACACUGGUUUUGACGAAGUAGAGGAUCUCUUUUAUUCACGGAAAAAUUAUAAACGACCGGAAUUACAAAUUUCACCACAUCAAGCAUUCACAGAAGAAGUUACCUUACUCAAUACUUAUUUUCAUGAUGGAGAAGUCUAUUGUUUAGGAUCUACCGGCAACACAGACAGUUGGUAUUUAUACACUCUAAACAGAGAAAAGUCCUUACAAGAAAAAGUAGAACCAGAUCAAACACUAGAGAUUCUUAUGACUCAUUUAGAUCCUAAUGUAAUGGCCAUUUUUACACGAGAUGUGUGCUCUUCUGCUGCUGAAGCUACUCAAAAGUCAAGAAUCGAUAAACUCAUUCCUAAUAUGACUAUAGAUGAUUUUUUAUUUGAACCCUGUGGUUAUUCCAUGAAUGGUAUUUCCAAAAAUGGAAAUUAUAUGACCAUUCACAUCACACCAGAACCAGAGUUUUCUUAUGUUUCAUUUGAAAGUAACAUUCCUGAGGCUUCUUAUGAAGAUGUAAUACGACGUGUACUUAACACAUUUAAUCCUGGACAAUUUGUAAUAACUGUAUUUGCCAACAAGGAAUCUAUUGCUGCUGGUUAUCCACGUAAAUUGGAGCAAAAUGAUUAUUUGAAUUCCAUUGAAAAUUGGUUACGUACCAACGCACAAUAUCGUCGUUUCAAAAAUUAUGAUUUGACUUGUGCAUUUUAUUCAAGAUUCCCAAGCUGAGGGUUCAUGGACGCUUCAUUAGUCCCUGCAGUGACAGGCACAAAUGAAGCGCAAAUUCUUUCCUAUAUUAUUUCACCUAUUAAUUCUUCACCUGUACCACAACAUUCUUUAAAUCAUUUGGAAACUAGUAAUGAAUCUAUAAACUUAAUACCAAAAUUAUCAAAUUUCAACUCAAAAGGCAUUGCUGUAUCAGUUUCAUAUAUGACAGAAAAUAAUGAAAGAAAGAAUAGUGAGAGCACCAUUAAAAAUUGUGAGAUUACUCAGAAAAAUACCAUAUCCUCUUCCACAUUUGCUUAUCACUCUAUGCCAAUUGAUAAAAAAACUCAGAAAUCUCAAAUGACAUCUAUCAUGACAAAUUCAGGUAUAAGAUCUGAUGAUGACCAUUGUACCAAUUUUAAAAAAGCUAACAAUGCUCAGUGUUUUCGUUCUGUCUCAUCACCGCAAUUAACUUUUAAACCCUUAACACGUUCGAAGGUAUAUCGAAAAGCAUCUUUAAAAUCUUCCACAAAUAAAUCAAAUUUACAGUCUGAUCUCUCUACAUUUACAAUAGACAACUUUAAUGUUGUCUCUAAUAUACAAACAAUGAAUACCACUAACAACAGCAAAUGUAUCCUGUCGAAAGCAAAUAAGUAUAGAAAGACACCCGAAAAAUGUCCUAUCCAAGCUGAAACGCGUAGUGAAAAGUCUAAGGAAAACGAUAGCAGUAUUGCAAAUUCAAAAAACAAAUGGAAUAUCGAAGAUGUUCAUAUAACAUGUAAUCCAUUAUCAACACCAUACCCAUAUUCAACGCCUUGUCAAAAAACAGCAAGUGGAACAGUAAAAACAGAAACGCAAGACGAGGAACCAAAGAGUCGUAGCUGCGGAAGUUUCUUACCAAUCCUCUCGUUAAUUCCCCAAACAGUUAUUGGCUUUCAGUAUUUGAGCCCAAAAAUGAAGUUCUCUUGGUGGCGUAAUAAGAUAUCGUGAAGACACGCUUAAACGAUCGUUUGGCGCGAUGGCCGCUUAAAAAAAAUAGCGCGGCAAGUACGGUUUGAUGCCGAUCGGUCGAAAUAGCAGGACGACUACAAAAAGAAAACCUCUCUUACCUCGUAGCGAGUUCCCCAACUCUACUUCUUCUUCAUCAUCAAUUAGAGGAAUCCUGUUAACGUUACACUCGCAUGUCACCAAAUCUAUCACCCUUAAAACCGUUUAAAAUGAUGAUAAAUAGGGUCAUAGAGGAAAGCGCAUGCAGUUAGAAAUUAACGAGCAUCAUAAGAUGUAGUUAUUUAAUCAUGCUAUCAAGAAAGAAAGGAAAAAAUGAACACAGAAAGAAUGAAUGAACGGAGAAUGAGUAUAUGCGGAGAGAUGAGUGUUACGUAUGUAUAUGUAAGCAUGCGUGUGUAUGUAUGUGAGAGAGAAAGAAAAAUCAUUCACAAUAUUAUAUUUUUAGUUGUUGUUCGCUGAGUAGAGUCGUCUGUUGUAUUAUUUUGCAUGAUGCCGCUACAUUAUCUAUGAUGUUGAAUCUUCUAGUCCAAGAAGUAUUCUUUCUCUUUUUUUUUUUUUAGAUUGCAUCAACAUGUAUAGCAGUAAUUUGUUCUUUAAUAUUCUUUUUUAUCGAUAAACCAAUACGAAUAAAAUUUUUGUCCUGUACAACACACUAUUUGUAGUUUAUUUCGUUUAUGAUUUAUUUUUAAAAUAAAGAAGAAAGAUCAGAAGUACAUGAUACCCAGUACAAUAUAGAAAAAGAAAGUGAGAUUUGUUGUUGUUGCAAUGAUCUUCAUGAAAUUAUUUUUCCCUGAUAUUCCCUUUUCGUUAUAUUUCUUAAUCAAAUAAGUAAGAAUAAUAUACCGUAAGUAAAUUUUUGCCAUAAUUUGUUCUCUUUUCUUUCUUUUACAAAUAUGUGUUGUAAUCAAUUGCUCAUCUUACGUAUCACACCCAUUGUUCGCAAUCAACUUUUUAAUAAGAUUAUUACGAUAGUUAUAUUUCUAAACAAAAUACGUCUCGAAGAGAUGAUAUCCAAGGAAAACAUCAUAUUAGCGAAGAUAAAAAUAAUAAGCAGUAUGAUAGUGUA